This is a messenger RNA of Morchella importuna, 1206 nucleotides long. RefSeq lists its product as uncharacterized. The transcript is spliced from 2 exons. NCBI's taxonomy places the organism in Eukaryota, Fungi, Ascomycota, Pezizomycetes, Pezizales, Morchellaceae. The record is from RefSeq and is a predicted model, not a curated record. Bases 1 to 1206 code for a protein of 401 amino acids.
AUGCGACCAAGACCUACCACCAACCAGCCAAGGAGCGCUCCAGUGGCUCCACUUUACCCUGGUGUGAGCCCGCAGAUGAACGCCGCCCUCGUCGACGACUCCCACACCGCGUACAGUCUUGCCUGCCGUAUGGGUGCGCAGAGAAACAACGAACAAAUUCGUGCCCUUCGCUUGGAGAUGUUUACCUACGCGGCGUCAAUCGGCCUUCAGGUUGUUCUUCCCUGGUCAGCUCUUAAAGACCACUACCCUGUGCUGCUCGAAGGCUAUAUGGACAAUAUUGCGACCCAUUUUCAUGCACGCUAUGGUUGGGACCGAGAAUUGUGUGAGGAGUUGCUGGGUAAUAUUUUUACUUCGCGUGAGUUAAGGAGGGCUGCGGGCUUCCCUACUGAAGAGGGAUAUGACCAAAUUAUCAGCUCUAGACCAGGUUCCCAGACGGCAAGGGUUGUUGAACCGCCUGUCUGCUCAACGCCAGUGCCACCGCCAUCCGUCUCUCCAGCCCCAGCCCUAGCGUCUCCAGCUAUAGCGUGCCAAGGCGGGGACCAUGCGCCAGCAGGUAGUGCCGGGGUGCCUAAAGCGGAUAGUAUGGAUAUCGACAGCCCACCUGUCAAGACCGGGCCGAGUGACGAAGCUCCAAAUUCUGUCGAUGGAUCUCCGGUCCUAUUCAAAAAGAACGUGCAAGACUUGAAUUUCCUAGAUCCCGCUUCCAUCGCGGCCGCGGGAAGGCAGCUAGGCCUGGAUGCUGAGCGCGAGCCAUUCUCUCAGAAGCACGCUAACCUGCCCACGGACGGGGCCCGGGAACAACCCGCCGUCAAAGUCAGCGUUGGACCAAUCAAUGAUCUCACCGCGCUGUUUCCAAAGCCGACCUACGUCCAACCACCGCCCAUGCUUCCCCCUCUUAGGCCAAGGGCCACUACCGUGCUCAACUUCUACUUCCCUGAUGCCGAGGGGGCAUGCUUUGCCCUUACGCCUGAUGACAACUACGACGUGUUCCUUGAACUCAUACGGAAUAGGACUGUGGGCUUGGUCUGGUCGCCGAAUGAGAAGAGCUGGUAUAAACUUAGCUGCAAAAACAACUAUGAUGGGAUGUGGCUGAUCGUCAGGCCAGGGAGCACUGAUAUCUUUUUGGAUUGGGUGAAGAUCUAUCAAGAUAUUGUUCUCGAGGGGAACAGUUCCUAUAAACUCAGGUGCUAUAGCAUUUGCAAUUAG